AUGAGCCCGCUCCCGCAUCCCAUACCGCUGCCCCCCGUCGCCGCCGUGCCGCGCGCGCCCAAAGGCGGCGGCGGUAAAGGAGGCGGCGGCGGCGGUUCGGGCGGCAGCAAGGCGUCGAAGUACAAGGGGGGUUACUACGGCGGCAGCGGCGGCGGCGGCGGUGGUGGUGGCGGCGGGGACCUGCCGCUGUGGGCGAAGCUGGUGCUCAUCUUCGGGAUCCUGUGGCUGUGCAUCUACCUCGCGUUCUUCAUCAUCUUCCUGCGGCGAGAGCACAACGCGUACCUCGAGGCCCUGCCGCCGAGCGAGCGGCGGCGCCAGCGCCAGCGCUGCUGCUGCGCGUGCCUGCCGGCGCGGGUCGUCGGCCGCGCCGCCUGGCGCGCGUUCCGGUACGCCGCCCUGCUCGAGCCCUUCAUCUGGGCCGGCCGCAAGGUGGUCGGGACGCUGCGGGCGCGGCGCCGCGGCGCCGCAGCUGCCGGGGACCCGGACCCGGAGCACCCCGCCGCCGCCGCCGGCCAGCAGAAGCAGCUCCACGGCAGCUUCUACCACCGGCUCGAGGCCCACGACGACCACGACGCCGCGACCCCGGCCCCCGCCGAGGCCCGCGCCAGCGUGUACGCCUACCUCCAGGCCAAGGCGCCCGCGCCCGUCCCCGAGGCCGCCAAGCACAAGCCGCUGCCCACGGACGUCGUGCCCGCGCCGCCCUACGCGCCGCUGCCGCCGCCCCACGACGAGCGCGACGACGUCCUGCCCGCGUACCGCGGCGCCGGCGCGUAG
Durotheca rogersii is the source of this 774-nucleotide messenger RNA. RefSeq lists its product as uncharacterized. Lineage: Eukaryota; Fungi; Ascomycota; Sordariomycetes; Xylariales; Xylariaceae. The transcript has 2 exons. Bases 1 to 774 code for a protein of 257 amino acids. The record is from RefSeq and is a predicted model, not a curated record.